CCAGAAACGAACACCUCUGCUCGCUCGCCCGCUGAUCGUUGUUUGUUGCCGAAAAUUUCGCCAAGCACGCUAGGACUACUCUUUCGGCACGCCGAUGGCUCUGGAUUAGUUUCCCGCUGCCCCUGCGACCUUCCACUCAGGUGCAAUGCUCAAGUGGGCUGUCGGAGUUGGCGAGCACGCGGCGGUCCCCCCACCUUCGUCAGGGCCGCCAGAAGCCGUCGCACCCCCAGAGAUCACAGAAACGCCGACUUCUCGACCAAAACGCAGCCUCCGACGAGCUUCCGAAAGGUUCCACGUGCUGCCUGCCUGCGAAAUGCAAGUCAAAAGAGCCAUCGUCAGAACCAUCUACAAGGACGGCAAGGAAAACUCGUCGGCGGAGCGCGUGGACGACAACAAGCAGGCGACCGGUGGACUUUUGCAAAAGCUGAGGGCUUUCGGACCGCUGGCCAACCAACUGGAAAUGGAGCAGCGCGGACCUUUGGGCGACGUCACCAACCAAUCGCCGGUCACGUCGCCGAGGGCGCCCACCACCGAGAGAAAAGCUACCCCGGCGAGAAGUCGAUCUCGGCGGACCAUGACUAAAGGGAAGACAGCCGCAAAUGCAGAAAACGAUGGUGAUCCAAUGAGGCCGAAGUGCACGUCGUGCCACUCAACCCCUAAACGGCGGCUGCCCAAACGAACCCCGAAGCGAAAGAAGGCUGCUGAACCCCAAUUUAAUCUGUCGCCCCUGAAACCCUCCGACCUCUGCAUUGACUACAGUCCUGACCUAGGGGACAGUCUUCUCGCGUUACGAAAACGUCUCGAAGAAUCGCUCGCCCCCGCUGCCACCACCGUCACCACCCAGGUGGACAACCCCCUUUAUUUCAACCUUCAACCAUCCUCUAUUUCAACCGUUUCGCCGAUCAGCAGACAAAUUUCGCGUCUGCGAAUUAUUAGUCAUGACGAAUCUCCCCCACCCCUGCCUGCAAAGCCGCCCCCAGCAAAGGUGGACACCAACGAAAACACCCUGGUGUCGCAAUUCAUGGCCACCCUGAAAGACAUCAACCUUUCCUCGCCCCUCGAAACCACCAUCACCAAUGACCCGAGUCCCUCGACCAGCAGCUGCAGUGGCGGGAGCAGAAAAAGGGCCCGGCGUCACUCGGAAGGGCAGACGCCCGUCGCCACCAGUCAGAGACAGCGACGCUAUUCGGACAACUCGACCAUCUCGGCCAGGUCUUCGUCCAUCAACACUGAACCAGACACCACCUUGAAGGCCACGGAAGCGUCGAUUGCCCUCACCCUGCCCACCCCGAGACUCACCCCUGAGCUCAACUGCUGGCGAAACAGCGUCGCCUACAGCGAAGUGUCCGCCCUCAACGAGACGUGGGACUCACACAGACUGCACACCCUCUUGAGACAGCAGGACAAAGCCCUGGCUGCUGACCAAGACACGCCACCAUUUGAAAUAAGGAUGGAGACGAAAUCAAUUGCCGCUUUGGCCAGUAUGGAACCGUUCACUCCUCUCAGUGCAACCUGCGAAGCAACUAUCCAGCAGGCCAGGAUCGUUGACCUGACUAGUCUGACCAGCCGAAACGCCACCACUUCAGGGGUGGACAUCAUCGCCUUGGUAGAUUCUGUCCUCAGGGAACACAUAAAGGAGGAAGACGAGGUUUAUCAGACGCCCGUGGCCAGUUUUGAAGGCCAGGAAUCAAAGGACAGUCCUGUUGCCCUUGUAGACAGGCAGUCCCGUUCGAGACGGUGUCUUGCGUACGUCUCUCCGUCCAGCAGACAAAGAUCAGCGCUCAACCUGACCCCUUGCCGAAAGAAGAGGAAAAGGCCCAAGACUAAAGGCGAGCUGAAGCUGUCGCUGUACAAAAAUGCCGGCUUGUUGACUGUUCAUGUGAUAAGUGCCACUAAUCUGCCCCAACGUGAUCCUGGCAAGCCAGCCAGCGCUUUUGUGAAGAUUUGUGUAUUGCCCAAGAAAGGUUGUGAUGGCGGUCCAAUUGGUGAGACGCAGAGGACAAACGUGCGUCGCCCUGCCUCAGGACCUGCUGGUUGUCCCAUUUACCGCUUCGACCAGAAGUUCUCGCUCGAAUUCGACCCUGAGGAAAAAGUGGCCAACGAAUGCAGGGUGCUCGUCUCAGUGUGGUUGCGCCCGCGGGCAGAGAAACACCGAAAGAGCGAGUGUGUAGGAUGCAUGUCCUUUGGAGUCGACGAUGUAUUUAAACAGGACGUGCGAGGGUCUUUCUUGGUACUUUCUCCGAGCACAGGUCGCUCCCAGAACGUAGCAGUCUCCAAAUCCAGUGGCCAAUUACCAGGAGCAAAAAAUAUCACCGAAAUGGCGGAACACGCGUCGGACUCGAGCAUCGACGAUGCGCGCGAGAAUGAUGGAGUCACACCCAGACGUCACGACAAGAGGCGCUCCGGCUGCAGAAAAGCCUUCUCAACACCAAGCACGCAAACUGAGGACAAUACCUUUUUAUGUCACUUGGAGCUGGAACCACCUCCCGAGGAAGGACACAGGCCGAGCUCGGCCUCGGGCAGGACGCCCUUCACUCACACCAGGAAACUGGUGCGCAAGUCUGGCUCCGGCUUCGGCUUCUCUGUCGCCUGGACACAACCACCAAGAGUUGAAAGGGUUGAAGCUGGGCUCCCCGCAGACAAGGCUGGCAUGAGACCAGGAGACUACAUAAUUUUCGUUGAAAAUCAGAACGUGGUCACCAUGCCCGAGGACGCAAUCUUGAAUCUCAUCAGAUUGAGUGGCAACAACCUGACCCUUGAGGUGUACCGUCGUACCACCCCCAACGGGGUGGUCCUGCAGCAGACGACGACCGCACCCGCCCCCAUGCCACCGCCGGCCACUCGGCGCUCUGCCUCGGUGACCGACUGCAGUGCCACCACCUCCGACCUGAGACGAAGACUGCAACUGCCGCAGGUCACCUUCUCCACCGAGGCGGUGUUGAGCGCCGACGAGGCGCGCAAAAGGGCCGUUUACCAGCUGCUGCAGCGACUGCAGAACUUUGCUCUGUCGAUGCGCUUCGGCGUCGACCGAUUCCUCGUGCCUCUCGCCGACCGCAAAGAUUUGCUGUCCUCGCAAGAUCAUUUCACCCUCUUCCAGAACAGUGAGGAGCUGGUUAUGCUCACUGAAGAGAUGCUCGAUCAGUUGGUGACGGAAGAUACAGAAGCAAUUGGUCAAAACCUAGGAAAAGUUUAUGUUAACAAGGUGCAAGCUCUAACCAACGCGUACAGAAAAUACUGCCUGGGUCUGAAGAGGGCCGACUGCCUGCUGGCGCAGCAAACCAGCAACCCCGGUUUCUUGAAAGUAGUGUCUGACCCUCCUAUUCCUAAAAGACGUCCAGAUCUCACAACCUUCCUCCACAAACCUCUCGAGCACUACCGGGAAACUUUGAAGCUUUUGCAGACCGUCCUGAAAAACUCUAAAGUUAAUGAUGAAGAAUACGCAGCUCUUUCAAAGGUGGUCCAAGCUUUCGAGACCACCUACAAAGAUAUCACGGCCAAUUCAGGUCUUAUGGAGCCAGACUCCGAAGGCAAACCUCUUCUGUCCAUACAAGACCUGGAGAGCAGAUUGGUCUUUACAAAAUGCAAACCUUUCAAACUAAACACAGGCGGGAGACAAUGGAUUUUCGGCGGCGACCUGAGCAGAAUCGAAGGUCGCAGCUCGAAAGCCUUUUGGGCGCUGCUGUUCAGCGACUUGCUCCUCCUGGCCACCGUCAGCAGAGACAAAGUCCUUUUCGUGACGGACGAGCCCCUCUCUCUACUCGCCGUCACGCAGGCGUGUUUCACUAUCAAAAAGAAGGAAAAUGAAUUUCGACUGAUAGUGGACGCCCCACCUCACAGUCCGUUGGACGCCAAUGCCAAGAAAGACAAGUCUGGAAAAACCCGUCGAAAAAGUAUCGCAUUCCGAGCCCCAACGCCCGAACUCAAGGCUGUGUGGCAGAACCUAAUUCAAAGACAAAUCAUUUACCUGAACACUGUGCGCGGAGGCACGCCAAACGCAAGUCCCCUCGACUCGCCCGCAGAGCAACCGUCGAUCGCCACUGUGGACUCGCCGAGCAGACUACAGGGCGCCUCGCAGAAGCACUUGGACCAAAUCAUCGAGCAGAAGUGCCGCUUGCUGGGCAAGACGGGCAUCAACAAGGGCAGCAUUCUGCACCUGCAACAGUGGAUGACCGGCCAACUAGGAACUCAUCAGACUGACUCGCCUAUAACUCCAGAGGCCGAAUUCGAAAUUUGGUCUCCGGCGACGUUGCGCAAGAGAGGCAUGAAGUUGCUCGGUGGUGGUCCGCACGGUCGGGCGGAAAGUCGGUGUUCAGAGUUGGAAAUGUCGUCGCCCGACCCCGACAGAAGUCCGAGCCAUAGCACCGAAGGCAGUCAGGUGACAGUUAAGUCUGGUGGAAUCGCCGUGGUCAAACUGGUGCCCAAGCAGACGACGGAGCAAGCGAAAAAGAGUUUCUUUGCAGACAUGGGUACCGCUGCAAAGGCGCAGGAGGAGAGAAGCCCAAUGCUGAGUGGCAGUCCGUCCGUCUUCAGACAGGACCUGUACAAGAAGUUGCCGGCCCUUUCUUCACCCAUCUUCAGUUACAAGCCAAGCUCGCCGGGCGGCACCAUGCAGAACGGAAGUUCUCUGCCCUCUAAUAACAACCCCAGCACCAGCAAUGUCAACAAAAACAAGGUCAGACUGGACUCGACGAGCAGCGAGUACGACUCGGAGGAAGGCGACAAGUGGGAACCGUUGCCGUCCGAAAUGGGAAUCACCCUGCAAAACAUCAGGGACCACGACGAGGCCACCAGGGUGCCCAUGAUUGCCAUUGUUCCGCCAACGCCUUCAGAUGCCAGUGUGGCCGGAGACACUGAAAAACAGACUGAGUUUGAGUGGGAAACGGCCGCGAAUAUGGUUGCUGACGCGUGCAACGACGACGACGAAGACGACUCGGACGACGAAGACCAACCGUUCGCCAGAACUUUGUCCAACAGUGCAUGCGUAAAUGUAGAAAGAGCAGGAGCACGACCAGGUAGUCCGGUGCCAAGUUUAGGGAGCAACAAAUCGGCGUCGCCCACGAUGGCGCCUAAACCAUUCACUUUUAACACGGAAAAAUAUGAUUUAAAAGAUCUCGAGGAAGACGACCGCGACUCGAGCGCCUCGGAAGACGAGGAGCACAAUCUCGCUCUGGAGCAUGACAAUUUGCGGAAGUUCGGAACGCUGCAAAGUCUGGAGAAUUUGCACACGAGCAACCAGGACGGCAUUUUGCCGAGCGCAAACGCCGACGACUUAAGUGACUCUGGCGAGGAGGAAAUCCAGUUUACAAGGGAACAGAUCCGGUACGACCGAAACACCUCGGCUGCCCCAUCAACGGUUCAAAAUUCGCCAACUACCGCCAAAAAAGUGCUAGUGUCCAUCGAAGACAUGAAGAGCAAGUCGAUCAAGGGCUGGGGCGUGCACUCCGGCCCCUCGGUUGCCGAGAAGACCAAAAUGUUCGAGGAGCUGAAGACGAAGGAAAACGCCGCCCCCAUCGACCGCUUCAUGCCGAACCCUCUGACCAGCGGGGCUCCCCCAACGGUGGGCACCUCCAUCCCACGCACCAUCUCCUCCUCGUGUUCUAUCCCUGGCAACACAACCCUGCCAACGCCUGCGUCCGCCCCUAAAACCCCGUCGCCAUCACCCACCACCCCUAUGAAGAUUGCGCCGAAAACCAUCCCCAAAGAACAACCUCGAACUGUAGCACAGUUAAAGAAGGUAGGCCCAAAUGCUUUCCAAAAUAAGUCUGUGCUCCCCAAGUCCCCUCCCACGUCACAACCGGUGGCCCGCCACACAGUGGUGAUGGGCACCACGGCCACCCUCAAAACGAAGGCGCCCGCCGUGCCCGUACGCGCCAAAAUCUACUCGUCUUUCAACAAAAAAGCCCCCGCACCGCAACCCCCGACCGGUCCUGCCAAGUCCCUCGAGCUAAAGAGCACGUCGACCACCAAACCGGCCGCCCCAAUGCCCCCUGCGGCCUCCAGCCAGGCCAAAGCCGUCCUCAGCAACGCCGCCGUAAGCAGCAAACCAGCGACGACGGCGCUGUCCACCUCGCCACCGGUCGGCAUCACCAACCCGCCGGCCACUUCCGCGGCCGCGGCUGCGGCCAUCGCGGCGGCCAAUCAAAUUGGCAGUCCGGACAGCAGCGUCUCUGACAAGGAGGAAUGGGGAACGCCAGAGGGUAAGCAAAAAGACAAGAAGAAAGCAGGCGCCGACCCCGAGGACACCGAGGAGGAGUUGAGCUCGAGUCAGGACAUUGUUUCGCUGUUCCCUUGCGUGGGCAGCGAGCACCAAGGCGGAGGUCAACGCUCGUGGUCACCGGACGACGACGACCAACUGACCCGAUUGCUGGCGGCGCCGCCACGCGUCUACCCGCGGCGCCGACUUGAGCCACUGUAUGAGGAGGAGGACGGCGCCGAAACACGGCCCCGACCCCGACUGCUCAGCGACAGCUCCUCCAGUGGCGGCAGCAGCCCGGAGCAAGGCAAGGCACCGCCCCCGCCCCGGCGUGGAUGCCUCGUCAAGCCUGGACAGGGAAGCUGGGCGGACGCGUUUCCUGACACUGGAUCGCCGACCCAUUCUCCGCAGGGGAAACAGCCGCCGAGCGGUUGCGGAGUCGGUACGAACGGGCCAGGAACGAGCGGCUCCUCUGGCUUACUUCGUCGACUGAGACUGGCGAGCAGUCGUCGCAGGGACUUUCCCGGAGUCGAAUCCCCUCGUCAAGAAAGGAGUCAGACCUCAAAGCUACUUCGCCCCCUGGGCGGAAUCCUCGGGGGCAGUCGUUCUGAAGACAACAAGGCCGGGGGGCUGUUGAGGCUCUUCUCUAACAACAACAACAACAACUCCACGACCACAACAAACACCGCCGCUGGAAAUAACAACAACAAUAACGGCCCCAACAAGUCCCCCGUUAAGGAGACCGUGCCUCUAGAUUAUCAGGAUGAAAAACUGGACAGGAGAUUUUGGAAGCAACUGAAGCGGCGGCGCAGCAGCCUCAACUCGUCUACAGCCUCUCCGAUCGCACUGACCGGUUCGAUAAUCGAACAAGAGACUUAAAUUAUUAAUUAUUCUCCAAUCACAUCUCGUCAUCAGAGUGAAUCGCACUCGCGCGUCUCUCGCGAUUUGGUGCUAAAAGAGACUAAUAUUAAUUCAAAAACGAAGGAGCCUAGCGGAAUUGAUAACACCAUCCAUACACACACACACACACACACACACACUCACAUUUUUCGUACAUUUUUUAUGAGAAACACACGCCGCGGUCGGUAUACUAAAAAGAGUAGAGAAUUUUCUUGCAGCGGAUAAAUUAUAUAUUUUAGAAGACGCUGCUAUAAAUAAGAUAAUAGGAUACGUUUUUUUAAAGUUCGCCAUCUGCUGAACUUAAUGUGAAAUUUUUGCCAGUUUUUAUGUGUGUUUUCCUGAAACUCUUUGGCAUUUGCCGUUUUUAAUAGAAAGGAAGAGUGACUGUGACCAAUUUUAUUUCCCAUAUGUGUAAUCCAAAUUGUGCUAGAAAUGUUUUAUUUGAUGUCUACUUAAUUAACCUAGUAUAUAUAAUUUUUUUGUCAACUUAAUGUUAGUAAAUAAAAUUGAAGCACGGUAACUUUUUUAUAUAAUGAUUUGCCCUGACAAAGUAAGGUAAUAAUCGUUGAAUGCUGUGUGAAAAUCAAUGUUAAUAGUGCGGAAAUAACUUCUUUUGCAGGAGUUAUAUUUAAUAAUUAAAAUCAAGAAAAGUUCCGGUCGAAAUGUAAAAAAAAAACUCAAUCCAAAUCCAUGUGUGCUAAUUAGAGAGCUCAAAGUGCCAAAAGCUUAACUUCCACAAUGACAUGUUCACUCUCUUGUUAAAAUGUGGCUACGUUAAAAAGUGAAACUAUGAAUCUCACUCAUGCAAAAUGGGAAGGAAAAAAACAACAAUAUAAAAUAACAUAAUUAUGCCGUUCAAUAUGACUGGGGCAAAAAGAACGUUUAGGGAAUGAAUAUUUAUUUCAUAUUGUUAAAUCGUGUUAUGGAGAAAAUCGAAUUCUGCUUCUUGAUAAUAAAUUUGUUGCAAAA
Neocloeon triangulifer is the source of this 8062-nucleotide messenger RNA. RefSeq lists its product as uncharacterized. The record is from RefSeq and is a predicted model, not a curated record. Bases 146 to 7072 code for a protein of 2308 amino acids. Gene Ontology annotation, biological process: signal transduction. The transcript has 38 exons. NCBI's taxonomy places the organism in Eukaryota, Metazoa, Arthropoda, Insecta, Ephemeroptera, Baetidae. Gene Ontology annotation, molecular function: guanyl-nucleotide exchange factor activity; protein binding. Gene Ontology annotation, cellular component: nucleus; plasma membrane.